Eufriesea mexicana is the source of this 1520-nucleotide messenger RNA. RefSeq lists its product as uncharacterized. The record is from RefSeq and is a predicted model, not a curated record. The coding region runs from base 624 to 1007 and encodes 127 amino acids. The transcript has 2 exons. NCBI's taxonomy places the organism in Eukaryota, Metazoa, Arthropoda, Insecta, Hymenoptera, Apidae.
UUCGAUGGAAACUAGUAACGGAAAUUUUUUGUUAAAAUUGUAGUCUAAAGCAAAAUAUUAACACGCAGAUUAGCAUAAAAUUGUCUUGCGUUUGUUUACCCAAUUAUGUAGUUGUAAAGAAAGAAAACACAAUAUUGUCGUGAAGCUUUCGUUUUUCACAUUAUUUCAUUUCCUGGUAAAAGCUUUUGCAGCCAAUUCACCGAUAAAAAGCUCCGCUCUGUACACACAGACUCGACACGGCUUAUCUGGAAUACCCCUGGAUAUAUAGAACAGUAGCAUGGUAGAGGGGGUAAAAGCCGUAUAAAUGCGACGGGUACCGGCUCCGAGGUCAUUCGUUGUUCGAACUGCAGAGUGAGAAGUUUAUUGCUACGCAUGCUUUUUGCGAGAAUUUUAUCGUGAAAGUUUUUCAUUGUUACGUGAAAUUGUAUCAAGACAACGUGUGCGUGUCGACAAACAGGCUACUGGAAGAGAUCAAGUGAAUCAGUGGAUUAUUAACGAAAGUGUCCAUCACUUGUAAAGUGGCUAUCAAAAGCCAAGAAAUUCCGACAUUUAGUGAAGUGUGUAAGAGAAACGCGACUGAAGUUAGCCAAUCGAAAAAUAACCAGAAAGAAAUAAUCACAGAUAUGACACGUUGUCAAAGUCUACGAUCCUACGCAUCGGCUACGAUGACUGACAGUGGAACUCUGCCAUGGAUUGAACAAAAAGAGAUGUCCAGAUGCCCGAAAGGCACGAUAACAUGUGGAAUGUUACCAACGUUACGAGCUCUGGCAUCUAAGGAAUGCGAAAACCGUCAAAGCACUAUCUGUCUCGUGCCGUUCGACACCAAUAUGGACGCUGGCAGUCAUCUACAAAUGAUCCUUUUAGAGGCAUAUUGCCGUGAAACAGGAAUCAAGGUGUUAAGAGUAUCCAGAGAAAAGAUACAGAAUCAUCUAUGCCCUGGAAGUGGCGAUUUGUCCUGCGUGCUCAUCUGCAAUGAUAAUCCAUAUUUCUUAGAUACUCCAGAGUGAAUUUAAAAUAUAUUCAUCUAUAAAGAACGAUUUUUUUCGGCUGAACGCAGUCACGCUAUCAUACGAGUUCCGAACUUUUAAGAAGAGUCGUUGGACGGUUCGAUGGUACAGAGAAAGAAUCUCCGAAGAUGGCCUUAUCAAAUACGGAGGGAAAUUUUUUAAUUGAUUUUCCAUACGUGUAUCGUAAAUCGUAAAAAUGAACGGAGUCAAGCAGAGUGUCAUAAAUAACAAACAUUAACGUUCUAGAGAUAAGAUGAAAAUUAUUUCUGAGGAAUCUCGAUCACAAUGCGUGGUUCUAAUUACGAAGUUUGUUCGAGGGAAUAAGUGAUGUGGAAUUAAACGAAUGUUCGCAUGGAUCUUGUAGAUACACGUUUGUACAUGCAUAUAUUCGGAUAGUCGUAUUGCAAUGUAAUUAUUGAAAGUUGCGGAAGGAUGGGCUAAUUAUAAUUGUUAUAAUUUUACCUUGUAAUUGUUGAAUUUUACAGAAAUACAUCAUUGUUACUAAUUGAAGAU